AUGGCGACCACACCAAAUCGGCGCAGUGGCAGCUAUGAGCCCAUCAUUGGAAACCGCAACACGACAGUCAUCCAGCGGACGGCGCAUCCUGGAAAUUCCCCCAUCACCAGGCAGACGAAUCGAUUAUCGUAUGGAGCAGCGCCUCCUGCAGGCAUUACCCUGCAACCCGGCACCUAUGCCAACGCUACGGGCAAGGGGGUUAACUCCAUGAAGGAGUCGAGAGCGCAAGAGAAGAAGGAUAUGCAAAAUCUGAAUGAGCGCUUUGCCACUUACAUUGAGAGGGUGCGUUUCUUGGAGGCCCAAAACAAAGCUUUGCAAACCGAGCUGGAUAAACUCCGGAAAAAUUUCGACCCGACAAAAAUCAAGGAUAUGUACGAGACUGAACUAGCGCAGGCUAGGAACAUCAUUGACGACCUGUCAAAAGAGAAAGCCGACACUGACGUAAAGCUGGUUAGUCUAGAAGAUCAGUUGACCCACGAAAAGGCACAGACAGCGGACGAGAAGGCCCGAGCGGAUGACUAUAAGGACAAGUACGAGGACGCACUGGGGAAGGUGCGGCAGCUGGAGGCAGAGAACAACACGCUGCAGGACCGCAUUCAGAACGCCGAGGACGAUUGCAAGAACGCCAGGGCUAACCAGCAGAGAGUACAGGACGACAACACCAGACUGAGAGGGGAUUUGGACAACGAAACCGUGGCCCACAUUAACAUGGCGAACAAAUGCCAGUCUUUGGAAGAAGAGCUGGCCUUCAUCACAAGUGUGUACGAACAGGAAAUCCGAGACCUUCAGGCACUGGCUAACCGUGACGACAGUGGAGAUCUCCGGGAAUACUGGAAGGGCGAGUUGUCCAAGGCUAUUCGGGAAAUACAGGCUGAGUACGACAACCGACUUGACCAGAUGCGCAAUGACAUGGACUCCAAAUACAACAACCAGAUACUUGAAAUCCGAGCGGGCCAGAUGAACAGCGCACCGUCACGUGACAACGACUUGACCAAGGAGGAGAGCAAAAGGAAUAAAUCUAAGAUUAUGGACCUGACAUCUAAACUGUCUGAGCUCCAGGCCAGGAACGCGUACCUAGAGUCACAGGUGAAGAGUCUGAACCAGCAGAUGGAGGAUAAGGACACGAUGCAUGACGCCGAGACAAAGCACCUGAAGGACCAGAUCCAACACCUACAGCAGGAACUGGAAUCAGUCCUGCAGGAGAUCCAGGCUCUGAUGGACGCCAAGCUCACCCUGGAGCUGGAGAUCGCGGCUUACAGGAAACUGCUAGACGUGGAGGAGAACAGGUGA
Messenger RNA from Liolophura sinensis, 1290 nucleotides. RefSeq names its product 60 kDa neurofilament protein-like. Gene Ontology annotation, cellular component: nuclear lamina; nuclear envelope. The record is from RefSeq and is a predicted model, not a curated record. Gene Ontology annotation, biological process: protein localization to nuclear envelope; nuclear envelope organization; heterochromatin formation. Gene Ontology annotation, molecular function: structural constituent of cytoskeleton. Lineage: Eukaryota; Metazoa; Mollusca; Polyplacophora; Chitonida; Chitonidae. Bases 1 to 1290 code for a protein of 429 amino acids. The transcript is spliced from 6 exons.